CGCUGUCAUGAUGAGCAGCGUUGCAGUCGUGUGACUUAACGAUCACCCGUGCUGCGGAGUGGUCAGGAAAUGGAUGGGGAUCCGACACCGCAGGGAGAUGAUAUUCUCAUAAAUGCCCUGAAAGAUUUGGUCCACAUUGUACAGAACUUAUUAGAAAAUGCAGAGAAAGAGAGCAGCAAAGGCUCUCUGGAAGAAUUUGUCUCAACUAAACUUGGCCCCUUGUUCGGAUUAAUUCCUGCAGGCGCAAAAUUUUUAAACAGCUUGUCUGUUAAGAAGAUGAGUGAAGCCGAGGACCUAUGGAAGAAUGCUUAUCACCGUGCUGAAGUGCGGGACCUCGUUGAAGAUUUAAUGCAGCUUGGGGAGAAAUGGGAUGCCUUCCUUGAGCAGCUAGACGUGGAGCUGCAGAUGAGCGACAGGCUGCUGGCCAGCAGCCCGCAGGCAGUCAGUCUGUGUGGAGAGAUGGUCCUUACUGAUGCCAGGAGUGGGGAGAGCGUGACCCUGGCUAAGUACCUGGGGAAAGGUGAAAACUUGCUCCUUGUCUUGCUCAGGCACUUUGCCUGACUACCGUGACGAGACCAUGUGACUGAGCUGGAGGCCAAUCAGGGUCUCCUGGAUGCUCAGUCACUGCGGGUGCUGGUGGUCUCGUCUGGAUGUCAGGAAGGGGCUGAUUACUGGCUGCAGGAUACAGGGUGCAAGUAUGACAUGCUGCUUGACCCACAGAAGAAGAUUUACAGUGCCUUUGGCCUGGGUGCAUCUUAUGCGAAAGUACUGAAAUUCAACAGCAUGCUUGAGUAUGGCGAAUAUACGGUGCAACAGAGAACCUUUCCUCAAGCACAGCCUAACAUCAUCAAAGACAUCUAUCAGUUGGGUGGUGACUUCGUCCUGGAUGAAGAAGGGAAAGUGAUCUAUUCUCACCCCAGCAAGAGCCCAAGGGACCGGCCUGCAGUGUCAGAGAUACUGGCGGCCAUUGCUGAGGGAAGUCACUCCUCCAACCCGUAACAUGCACUAGCCACAGAGGGGCGCUGCUGAUCCCACAACAGAUGGCUCUCCCCCAGCUUGUGUAUAUGAAGGCAGGGCUCAAAUUCACAUUCUCCUGAGGAACCUUGUUGGACAGGAACUCACAAGCUGAGGUUGACGGCUCCUCCUGUUCUGAGAUCAGUGCCAGUUGUUUGUUUUCGGCCGUGGCCUCGCCUUCUGUCUCACAUAUAGUGAUUUUUAGCUCUGAUGUGAUUUUUAACUGAUUAACCUAUGAUUUAAACAAAUUAACCUAACCUGAAUGUCUGCACUGUAGUAUUUACAUUUCCUUUGCUCUCAUUUAAUUGAUAGAAUGCUUUUGUCCCUGGUAAAAGCUGUUUUUACUAGCUCAGUGCUACUGAAUCAUUUUAUAUACGUAAAAUGAAGAAACAUAAUUGCAAUGAUAUAUAAUAUAUAUAUAAAAUCUGAAAAUGUUUUUGCUAUACUGUCCAUUUAAAUGCCUAGAGUCUUAAGCAGGAAAUCAGAGAUCUUGCCAAUCUAUGUACUGUAAUUCUGUUUAACAGGUACUGUAGAUGACCUGAGUACUGUUGAAUCAUUUACCACAGGAAUUGUACCGUUUACCACUAAGAAGUGUAAUGGGAAUGCAACUGGAUUGAAUUCUUAUUUUUUGUAAUUUAAUUUUGCUGUA
Molecule: messenger RNA, 1663 nt
Organism: Megalops cyprinoides (Indo-Pacific tarpon)
Lineage: Eukaryota; Metazoa; Chordata; Actinopteri; Elopiformes; Megalopidae
Gene: selenol
Product: selenoprotein L
Exons: 9
Source: RefSeq, a predicted model, not a curated record